Molecule: messenger RNA, 1496 nt
Organism: Coffea arabica (coffee)
Lineage: Eukaryota; Viridiplantae; Streptophyta; Magnoliopsida; Gentianales; Rubiaceae
Source: RefSeq, a predicted model, not a curated record
AUGCAUCGCUCCACAACUAGGUCUCCCUCUCCGAUCGCCGAUCUUCAAUCGAAGCUCUCACGAAUUGCUUUUCAACAAGAACAGCUCAAAAUCGCAUUCAAUCAUCUCCAUUCUCACAUCCGAACCAGUUUGAUCGAAGCCGAAGAUGUAUUUGCGUCUCUGGCGGUUCCAUUGAUGAUGCUUGUUGGAUUGAAGACCGGGGAAAUGGCGGGCGAAGGACGAUUCAGUUCCAUUAUUAUCAAUGAUAAGAACAACUAUUAUCCUUCGAAUUAUAAAGGACUAAAUGUUGCCGCUAAAGCCACCAAAGCAUGCAAGGAGCUAAUCCAUAAACAAAAACUGCAGCUAAUGCAAUUAGUGCAGCUUCUGAAACAAAUUGAGGCCCAGGUUAAUUCUAGCCAAGAUGACAUCUUUCAGACCCUUGCUGAUCAACGGGCAUCUAUCCAAAAAUUAUUUCAGCAAGCUGUUGCAUAUGUUUAUGCCACUCACCAAUCAUGUCAAAGUAAUGGCACCUCUAUCAACAUGGUAAAGCUUCUGAAAAUCACGUAUGACCAUGUUGAUUCAGCCCUUGGUUCAGUGGAGAUUGGAGUGGAAAACCUGAUGACUAAGCUGGGUGAUAAAAUGUGCAACCCAAUGGUUCAGUAUGUUAAUGAACUUAAAACUGAUGUUGUUACUGGAACCUGUCCGAAUCUGCUGGCAAUGGUGGAGGAGAUUGGAGGAGAAAUGAGGCUUCGAAGCCUACAGUUGGAGGAAGCAAGAAAAAGGGUGAGAGCAGUUGAAAAGAGUAGAAUCGAUGCUUUAAAUAAGUUGAGGGAAACUGAAGGAAGAAUGGAAAUGUUGAAGGAAGAACAGAGUUUUCUUUCAGAAAUAAAAGAUGGUUCAAGAGGACAUUCUGUUUCUGAGAAGUCCGUGAAGCUUCUAUAUGCGGAGGAAGAUCAAGCUAAGGAUGAAAAGCUACUGUGGGAGCUACUUAGGAAAAAAAGAAAACUGCAAGUACCUGACAGUCCAUUUGGAGCAAAGGAGCUUCUAGGCAUUGGAACCUGUGAGAGAUAUCUUAGAUCGAAAAGGGCAGUAUCUCCAAUCAGUUGCAGGCCAAAUAAAACUAGCCAACUAGCAGGACUAACUCCACAAACUCCGAGGAUCGAAUUUCGGACACCAUUGGGUUCUUCUCCUUCAACCACAAUUCAUCAAGUUCUGUCACGCAAGCGCAUUACUCCCUGACCACAUGGUUGAACAGAUGCUGGGCUCCUUGCUUGUUGGUUGAUCUAGGAGCAAUUAACAUGGCUUUUCCUUGGGAAGCUAUCCUUUCUUUCUCACCUAGUGUAAAUAGAGUGAUUGCCAGAAGCAGUUAAGCGUACAUUUGUUUCACCUCAACAGCACUCUCUUAUGUUCUAUGUAAAGUGUAAACUCUAAUGGUAGGAUGACUUGGAAUUGGAAUCUACGUCUUAUGGUUGAUAUUGAUUUGCUCGGAAGCAUGUAAUGAUCAGAUUCAUGGCAAG